AAGUACUCUCCUUGCUUUCAGCUGUCAAAACAAAAAGCAGGAACUGCGACGCCGUACAGAUAUGGAGGAGCUGGUGCAGGACCUGGUCACUGCCUUAGAGCAGACUUCGGAGCAGGCUGAACUGGAUGAUCUGUGGCAGGAAAUGGUGCUCAGGCCACUGCAGCACAGACGCCAGGUUCGCAGACGGAGGGGCCGCAAACGACGCUGUGAUUUCGAGCACAGCCUCUGCCUCAGCGAAGCAUCCGAGUCCAGCCUGGAUGAAGCCUUUGCAAGAGAACAGAGACACGGCGCUGUAGGAGCUGUGGCCAUAGCAGCAGGUCCUAUGCUGGCCGCUAACCACAGUGAUUCCGACGACACGCUGAUAGUCAAGCGCUGGACUCCGUCAACACUGUCCUUCCGAACCAGACAGCAUUCCUGGCCAGAGUCGGACUCGUUCACAGAGAACACACCAGGAAGGCCCUUGCGCAGACGCCGCAAAGUGAAACGCAUGCCACCAAAUGUAAAUGUCAACAUGCAGCAGAGAUUUAGAGUGUGUGGGUUGGAGAGAGGUGAACAAACCCAUCGUCAGUGUCAUCACCAUCAUCAUCACCAUCAUUAUCAUCAUCAUCAUCAUCAUCACCACCACCAGAGGUCCUAUAAGAAGCAGAGGCUGAGCCGACUGAAAAAGCGCUCGGGGAGCUGGUCUAAACAGGACGGUGGCUCUGUGGGGGCUGGAGUGGGAGGCCUGUCUCAGGAAUGCUGGAAAGACAAGAUCCUGCGCCAGGCCAAGGAGAAGAAAGACGCGUCUGAUGAGAACAUGUCAGAAUGUGAGACGAGCAGCGUGUGCAGCAGUGACCCUGGGCUUUUCACUAAUGAUGAGGGAAGGCAAGGUGAUGAUGAACAGAGCGACUGGUUCUUCGAAGGGGAAUGUGCAUCAGGCAUUGGUGUUCAGGGGCUGAUCUCCAGCAGAGAGUCAGAAACAGCCCCCAGGCCUGCAGCACUCGACGCUAUGAGAGAGAAACAUCACUCGGCUACUUUCCUCCACCCCAGCCAACCCAGUCCGAGAGGUUGUCAUGCUCGUAUAAACCGUUUGCCAGGUGUGACUGCGUGCUGCAUUAGAAAAGGCAGAAGGAGAUUGCCUGCCAAGGAUAACAAUAUUGUUGCUUGUGUAGACAAACUGAGGAACUACUCACAUGAUUCCUGUCACAGAGAGUUUUGGCUGCCCCCCUAUGGGAAGCGAGAUAGAAGACAGUUGAAACCUUUGUGUUCACUGUCCAUGUAUCCUAUUGGUAUGGGUCCAGAUGCCUCCCAUUCCAGAUGCUCCAUAUCAGAUUGUAAAAACAGUAGACAGCGUGGUGCACAACUAGGAGUGCUGUGUGGAGGAGACAUCAAGAGGAGGAGGAAAACUGUAGCAGUUCCCAAUGCCACUUCAGUUUACCUCCCAUUCCACAGAGAGGCACAACGAGAAGAGGCUAACCGAUGCUGUGAGAUGGCUUUCUCUCCUGGAGGAGAAUGUACUCACCCCUUGCCAUCCACUUCACACACACCAGACUCCAUCAAACCAGGGACUUCAUUCAGCAGCCAGAGGGAACACGAGGAUGACUGACACACACUCUCACAUUGGCUGCCCUCUUCAUGGGCACAGCUGCUCAGGGUGGAAAACCUAAACUAGCACACAGAGAAUACUGACGUGAACAGAAAGAACUCUCCGUGACAAAACUUUCUGAAUUCAAGUCUUUCCAACCAAGCAACCAUUGUACAGAUAAAAAAAGGCUAAUGCAGUCAGUUGGGUCAAGAUGUAAGCCCAAGGCAGCUAACCCACCAGACAUCAUCCCAUUCAGACCGAGACCGAAUUCGUCUUUGUGGCUAUAGAAACGUCCACUGGGUUACUUUUUUAAACGUGGUUUUGGUGUCUAUGUUCUAGAAGUAGCUCACUCGUGUAGCAUCACUAAAGUGUCAUGCGUUACCCCGACGCAACGUUCAGAAGAUCGACCACCGAAAGUGAAAACACCUAGGUCCCUUAUUAACAUGAAUAUGAAACGUUAGAGUGCUCUAAAAACACUCAUUAGCACAACAGAGCGAGUGUGUGUUCCUGAACCCUCCGGGGGCCUCCACUCUCUGCUUCACAGUCCACAUUCAAAUGCUCACACAUAAAAGUUUGGUGCAGCACAGUGCCUGCUUAAACCUGCAUUUUAAUUUGAAGGUAUCGUUUCAAUUGGCAUUGUGAUGAGUCUUAAUAUUUACCACAGUUUGGGGUCAGUGUGAAUAGAUUUUGUGUAUUAUUAUUAUUAUUAUUAGCAUGACUUGCUGUAAAUAUUUUAUGGACAGUCUGAGAAUCCUUUUGCUAUUGGAAUUUAAUACCUGUUGCUUCUUGGAACCAUUUCUAUUUCAGCAAUCAGCAUAAUGAGACUGCUUUUUGCUUCUGUUGACAUUUAUAAAUGGACCAACGUGGCUGUGGAGACAGCUGUGGGAAGUGACCUCAACCCCCCCUUUUCCGCUGCGCUCGCUCUUCUACCAUAUGACCAGCUGCCUUGAAUUGACAGAUUGCUUGCUGUAUUUCCUUAUCGCGUUUUCGUCAAUCGUCAAAGCUAUUGCCUCACCUGUCUGUAAUUAGUUGUUACCAUGAGAACAUUACCUCGUGAGCCCCUCCCCCCUUCGCUUGCUUGUGGCCUGAAAUGAGUUUCGUUGGUGGGGCAGAAAGUGGGGGUGGGAGUGGGGUGUGGGGGACAACACAACGCGUGCAUCCAGUCAAUCACCUCAGCUACAGUUAAGGAAUCCAGUGGGCUGAUGCUCCUCAUAUUUCAUCCUUGGUAAAGAUUACCUGUCGGCCCCAGAGGAGAUGUAUUGAUCUGUUUUCCUUUUUUUCUGCCAGCAAUCACCUGACAAAGGCACCUACGAGUGGAGAAGUGAGUGAUGCCCGUUCAUGUCUCCACCCACUGUGGUAUAUUCUGUGCGGGAGGCAAGGUGCGGUGUAUGGGGGGGGUAGGGGGUUGGUGUCCACUUAAACCUGACCAUAACGUCAGCAUAAACCCUGCAUGAACUUGUGCAUCAAGUCAUGACCAACAUGUUCUGAGCUGAUUUACUUACAUAAUAUUUAGGUUCUGUUCCUUAACGGUAGGAUGUAGUGGCGUAGAUAGGAAAUAAUGUCAGAAGAGGAUGUGAAGAUAUACUAAUAGAUAUAGGAAAUGCACUAAAUAAAAUCACAAUGUUUUUUUGUUUUUUUUCAGUGUGAUGCCCUUUUAUAUUUUGGCCAGAUGCCAGACAGUAGACGGUAGUAUUCAGAAUUUGUCAUUUUAUUGGUAGUCAAUAAAAUAUGAUUAAACAAUCUAAGGGAUGUAUUUGACAUAUGGGGCAGUUUAAUAUAGAAGAAUGAGAAUGAUAAAUGUUUACGAACAGAACAUCAAUAUAAUAACAGUUACUACACACACAAAAAGAAUGUUUUUGCCACAAAUAUAUCCACCCAUGAUAAAAAGCAUUUGAAAUUGUCAUCUUUGGAAUAUGACAUAUCUUAAAUAAAUAAUGAUUUGUUGUAGUCAUUUGUAUUUGACAUAAAAAAAGGUAAUGCUGCUAAAUGGAGUUGUGUUAUAGUGGCUUAAAAAAUGAUUUAACAAAAUGGAAAAUACAUGUAUAUAACUAAAAAGUAGUUACUGCUUCUGGUUCAUAAAUGAUACUAAAUUGUACACCUUCAGCCUGAGUAAUGUUAGAAUAUCACUGGAAAAAAAAAUAGCAUUGUAACAGCUUUAAAAUGCUUUUUUUUUUAAAUAGAAAAUUUGUCUAAGAACUUUCUAUAGGAAAAGAUGGUGGCAUCAUUGUUGCUUAAAAAUUCUACCGCAUGUUCUGCUAUGAAUGUGUUGUAUAGCAGUGUAUACAAUGCUGCUCUGUGAUAAUAUAAAAAUAUACAUGUUUAAUGCUUGCUUGUUUGGAUAACUGCUUUGAAAUUCCGCAAGCCAUCUUCAUUAUGAACGUUUAGGUCAAUAUUUAAUAGAUUAUUGUACCGUUAGCAGUACAAGUCAUCGAUUACUGCUCAGAUUUGGAUAAAAGAUUUGGAUGUAUACAGUAAUAUACAGUAUACAUUUGGGCUGCAUUCAGAGUUGAGUUCUACAUCUACUGUUGCACUAGGCUUGAUUUUGGCAAAGUUCUGCCUUUUAUCCUUUUUUUUUCUUCUUAAUAUCAGCUUGAUUGAGGAGCAGUGUUGAGUCCAGCACCGCUGUCUGACAGUGAUAUAAUUACAAUAUAUCAUGCUGAACCUCAUGCUGUAAAUACACAAAAAAAUACCAUACAAAUAUGACAUCAAUAUUGACAUCACUUGGACAAUACACUAAGAAGAUUACCCUAAGAGGUGCAUAACCAAACUCCACAAAUUGUCCUGUGUAAAUAUUCACAAACUGUAAGUCUCUGACAUAAAUGAUCGACUCUGAAUAUGGCCCCUACAGUAGAAGCAUUUGUUUACUUGAUGCAAUGUUAUGUGGCACACGUGACACGUGAAUCUAGUCCGUAUCAUCUGUGCAGCUUUUCCUUUAUAUAUUAAAUAUUGCACAAAUACAACAUUACUACAGCAUAUGUGUGUGUAUUAUGGAUGAGUAAGCAUGCAUGUAAAUCUCAGUGCACUUGUCGUUGUAUAUCAGUGAGAGCUUGUCAGUAGUUUUUUUGGAAUUCAUUGAGGGAUUGUAAUGAAAAAUAAAUCAUCCGAUAUGUGAUUGUC
This is a messenger RNA of Clarias gariepinus (North African catfish), 4681 nucleotides long. Its product is annotated as G patch domain-containing protein 2-like. Lineage: Eukaryota; Metazoa; Chordata; Actinopteri; Siluriformes; Clariidae. Bases 62 to 1585 code for a protein of 507 amino acids. The transcript has 10 exons. The record is from RefSeq and is a predicted model, not a curated record.